Saprolegnia diclina VS20 is the source of this 870-nucleotide messenger RNA. RefSeq lists its product as hypothetical. Bases 66 to 530 code for a protein of 154 amino acids. NCBI's taxonomy places the organism in Eukaryota, Oomycota, Saprolegniomycetes, Saprolegniales, Saprolegniaceae. The record is from RefSeq and is a predicted model, not a curated record. The transcript has a single exon.
CGCGAAUAAGAAAGAUACACACGACGUCGACCGCGGUCCAGACCCCGACGACCACGACGACCAUCAUGACGGCGUCCCAACACAUGCUUCCGCAGGCGCCACAGCGCAUGGAGACGUACGGCACGAUCAACGCAGGCCCGAGGAAACCUCAGCCCUUGCGUCCGCUGCAAAAGCCGCCCAAGACGCCGAGCCCGCCGCCGCCCGCAAGCAUUUACCGGUCGCCGAUCCCUCGCCGACCGCUCGUGCGCAAGAAGAGCAGCGUCGAGUUUUCCGUGUGCGUCGAGAUCAACGACGCCGAGUCAUCGCGCCGAGGCGAGUGCCGGCGUCUCUCGCUGGUCGAAAAGGAAGAGCUGUACAAGGUGCGACCGGACCUUGCGAUUGAACCGCCGCGCUCGAUCCAGGAGCUCGACAAGGACCGCCUCGAGAACCAGCGUCGGUUUGUCAUAUCGAUGUUUGUGUCGUUUGCGUGCAUGCUGCUGCUCAUGAUGUUUUACGCGGUCAUUGCGAUGAAGAAGCCGCCGGCACCGUGAGCUGUCCGUCCUCUAUCUAUGAAUUUUCGAUAUCUAAUACACAUGCCCGAUUUGUAAUCGCGACCGCUGGCGCGAGGGCCCGAGUAGCCGUCAGGGAUGCGCUGAAUCUCGCUGAAGGCUCGGGUCGAGUUACAAACAGACGCAGGCAACUUCAAGCCUGACACCAUCACCAACCAUCUCGCCGGACGCGGGACGCCGAUGGGCAGGAAGCAUCUGCGCCGGCUUCCACCCUGCCGAACACCGGCACGUGAGUGGCUGCGAUGCUGGCAGAUUCUCGCGCAUCUCCCUGGUGGCUGCGAAUCUUCAUCCUAGCCGGGCCUUCGUCGCCUCCUCUGCGGAG